AUGUCGUUCAGAGGAGCUCCGCGAGGUCGCGGAGGGUUUGGUGGCCGGGGUGGUGGCCGAGGCGGCUUCCAACAACGCGAUUUCGGCCCACCAGCCGAGGUGCAGGAGAUGGGCAAGUUCCUCCACUCAUGCGAGGGCGAGAUGGUCUGCGAGAGCAUCAACCCUCGAGUCCCCCAGUUCAACGCGAUCAUGUACCUCGAGAACAAGACCUCCGUCGGUAAGAUAGACGAGGUGCUCGGCCCGAUCAACCAACUCUUCUUCACGAUAAAGCCCUCCGAGGGCAUCCAGGCCUCCAGUUUCAAGCCUGGCGACAAGUUCUACAUCGACGGCAUGAAGACCCUGACUAUGGACCGCUUCCUGCCCAAACCCAAGCCACUGGCCGGUCUUCCCAAGGUCAAGAAGCCCAGCCGCGGCGGCGCCGGUGGACGAGGAGGCGCGAGGGGUAGGGGAGGCUUUGGAGGUCGCGGUGGCUUCGGAGACCGCGGUGGCCGUGGAGGGUCAAGGGGUGGCAGCUUUGGAGGCCGGGGCGGUGGCCGUGGAGGUGGUGGAUUCGGCGGACGAGGCAACUCGGGCUCAGGCGGUUUCUCACGAGGCGGCGGCCGUGGUAGGGGUGGCUUCAGCAGGGGACGCGGCUAG
Diaporthe citri is the source of this 636-nucleotide messenger RNA. RefSeq lists its product as uncharacterized. Bases 1 to 636 code for a protein of 211 amino acids. Gene Ontology annotation, molecular function: box H/ACA snoRNA binding. The transcript is spliced from 2 exons. Lineage: Eukaryota; Fungi; Ascomycota; Sordariomycetes; Diaporthales; Diaporthaceae. Gene Ontology annotation, cellular component: box H/ACA snoRNP complex. The record is from RefSeq and is a predicted model, not a curated record. Gene Ontology annotation, biological process: snoRNA guided rRNA pseudouridine synthesis; ribosome biogenesis.